CGAACAACUCUUGACCAUACUAAUUAAACUAUAGUUGGUCUGCUAUAACUCUAACAGUAUGGUGGCCUGGCUCCCGUUGCUCCUCGCUCCUCUCCCUGUGCUUGGCGCGCUUGACAAGACCCACGGCGUCCGCCCUGACUUGCUCGCGCGAUAUGCGCCUCAAGGGAGUACUUGGAAGUGUCUUGAUGGGUCAAAGGAGAUUGCUUGGAGCGCGGUGAACGACGACUACUGUGACUGCCCAGAUGGGAGUGAUGAGCCAGGGACGAGUGCAUGCCCGAACAGUUCAUUCUAUUGUCGGAACGCGGGUCACAUUGGCUCGAGCAUCCUCAGCUCUAGGGUGAAUGAUGGUCUUUGUGAGCCUGAAUGUUGCGACGGUUCCGACGAGAAACCCGGCGUUUGUCCAAAUGUUUGCGACGAAGUAGGCAAGGAGUACAGGAAGAAGAGAGAUGCUGAGCGCAAGAUGCAGAAGACGGGUUCCAAAAUCCGCUCGACAUACAUUGCAUACGCGCACAAGGAGAAGACGCGCCUUGAAGGCCUCAUCGCAGAGUUGGAGAAGGAAGUCGCGACCAGGGAGGCGGAAGUCGCGCGUCUGCGGGAGAUUGCCGAGCACGCCGAGUCCCUGUCUGCUGCUGACAUUGAGCAUAAGCAGAAGUCGCCACUCUACCAGUCUCUCCUUACACACCACACCGCUUUGAAGUCGCUUCAACGAGAGCAUAAGAAGCAUCUCGAGCGCGAGAAGGCACUCGGCGAGGUUCUUGACUCCCUUCGGACGGGAUACAACCCCAACUACCAAGAUAUGGCGGUUCUAGAGGCUGUGCGUGGAUGGGAGACGCUUGCGGGUCUGCCACAUAUCAAUGAUGUGCGCAAGGACGAGAGCGAGGGCGCAGGAGAUGCGGCUGCAGAGGGUCAGGUGCAAGAGGCUGAGGAGCUCGAAGAGGGCAUCUGGGAUGCGGCGAAGAUUGAGAAGGAGCUGGACAAGUUACUCAAAGAAGAUCAUACCUCUCUGCUGUUGCAGCACGACAAACACAUUGAUGCGCCGGGCCCCUCUAUUUUGUUUGAUCUUUCCUCUUACGUUCCUGACUCCAUCCGUCCGGAAUUCGAAGCUUUCCGCGAUAUCGUCGUCUCGUGGCUUGCCGCGUUUGGCUUGGCAAAACCUGUUGAUGUGUCCGGAAGUGCGGACUUCGCUCGCCAGGAGCUCUCGGACAGCGAACACAGCCUGAAGCUUACGGAGAAUGAGCUCAAAGAGGCUCGAGUGGACUUCGGGGAUAUCUUCGACCCCAAGGGUUUCGGGCCUGAGGGCGAGUGGAAGAAACUCGAUGGGCUCUGCUUGUCCAAAGACACGGGCGACUACACGUAUGAGAUUUGCCUCUUCGAUGAGGCGAAACAGAAGCCCAAUAAGGGCGGCUCCAACUUCUCUCUCGGCAAAUUCACCUCGUGGGAUACACAACAAGAGCCAGGCACGCCCGCAUACUACCACAAGCAGCGCUACACUCUCGGAGCCAAGUGCUGGAACGGUCCGCAGCGCAGUGUUGAACUUGUCCUUGAAUGUGGCAUAGAGAACGCACUGCUCAGCGUGGCUGAGCUCGAGAAGUGCGAGUACCAGAUCACGGGCACGACUCCUGCGCUAUGCACGCCACCCACUGAUGAUGACGCGACCGGCAAGGACGAGCUGUAAGACGGAGCUAUGCCCAUUGAUGGUCGAUAGAGUUUGCAUCUAAUAACUUGCACAUAAGGGAGCGAACAUCUGCGUAGACGUUUACACAAAAUAAUGAUAUCCUUCCAUACAUACGAGAGCAGACAUCUGAGCAAAGCUUAACAUGGUACCUGUACUACGCUUCAUAACACCUCGUCAGAACGUCGUGAUAGUCACAGGUGCGUAUAACUAGGUUUUCAUAAGAGACU
Molecule: messenger RNA, 1902 nt
Organism: Coniophora puteana RWD-64-598 SS2
Lineage: Eukaryota; Fungi; Basidiomycota; Agaricomycetes; Boletales; Coniophoraceae
Exons: 8
Coding region: 59-1675 (538 amino acids)
Biological process (GO): N-glycan processing
Cellular component (GO): glucosidase II complex
Source: RefSeq, a predicted model, not a curated record